Messenger RNA from Carassius auratus (goldfish), 1415 nucleotides. Its product is annotated as ADP-ribosylation factor-like protein 4C. The transcript has a single exon. The record is from RefSeq and is a predicted model, not a curated record. NCBI's taxonomy places the organism in Eukaryota, Metazoa, Chordata, Actinopteri, Cypriniformes, Cyprinidae. The coding region runs from base 210 to 788 and encodes 192 amino acids. Gene Ontology annotation, molecular function: GTPase activity; GTP binding.
UGGACGAGCGCCGUCGGGAGUAAUUUCCAUCAGUUUGCGGUGGUGAUGUUGAUGUGAGCUGUUACUGCAGAGACUCUCCGCUCAUAGAGGAGUGUUUACCGAUCACCAGCACUGCAAUGAUCGCUUCAUCACAUCCAGUCUGAAUCUGGACGAAUCUCUGGUGUCGAGGGGACUGCAUUGGUUUUACCCCUGCUAACGCGGAGAUCAAAAUGGGGAACAGUUUCUCCAACAUAUCUGCGUUUCAGUCUCUCCAUAUAGUGAUGCUUGGCUUGGACUCCGCAGGGAAAACCACGGUCCUUUACAGACUGAAAUUCAACGAGUUUGUCAACACUGUGCCUACAAUAGGAUUCAACACGGAAAAAAUCAAGCUGAGUAACGGCACGGCCAAAGGAAUAAGCUGUCAUUUUUGGGACGUUGGUGGGCAGGAGAAACUCCGGCCCUUGUGGAAAUCGUACAGUAGGUGCACGGAUGGCAUUAUUUAUGUGGUGGACUCUGUAGACGUGGAUCGACUGGAGGAGGCCAAGACGGAGCUACAUAAAGUCACCAAAUUCGCUGAAAACCAAGGAACGCCGCUGUUGGUCAUAGCUAAUAAACAGGACCUGCCGAGAUCUCUGUCCGUGGCGGAUAUAGAGAAGCAGCUGGCGCUCCAGGAGCUCACGCCUGCCACCACCUACCACAUCCAACCGGCCUGUGCCAUCAUCGGCGAGGGGCUUCACGAAGGCAUGGACAAACUGUACGAAAUGAUAGUCAAACGACGAAAAAGCCUCAAACAGAAGAAAAAGCGAUAACUCUCUACAAAGCCUGCACCUGCCUUUUCCCAUUGCUGAUGGCCUGAGUCAUUGCGUUUGCCAUUUCAACGUUGCACUGUUGACAUUCAUCGGAAUGGUUGUUUGUUGUCGAGUUGGAUUCAUGUUGCAUGUGAUCGUGAUGGCGCGGGUGAACCAAAAUAAAAAUACAAUUAAAGGGCUGGUCCCGAUUAAGCUGCCAUUUGAAGGAGUUCUCUGUACUGAAGCACUGUGAAAAAACGCUGUGACAUUUCAUGGAAUGCUUGAUAUCUUAUUUUGACUCUUAUGGAAUAUAGAGUAAACUUCUAAGAACAUUAUCAAGAACUGUUGCUUCAAAAUCCCAGAAGGAACUGGGGUUUGAGGACCUUGUAAUUUACUAAAUUACUGUAACUUCAGUGUGCCCAAAUGAGUAUAUGAGGCCUCAUGAAGACGUCUAGAUUUACAGGAACUCUGAAGAACACAAGUUAUGGACUACAGGCAUUACCUCCUGUGACACGGUCCACCUCUAAGCACUUUUUUCUUACCAAGAUAGUAGUGUACAACACUGUAGAUCAGAUAUUAGACUGUCAGUGCAUUACAAAGUGGAGAUGAAUCCUGAAGUAUUUUUCAAAUAAAAUGUGUUAAAGCAAA